AUAAAUAUUCCCAACAGGGUAGUCUUUAUUUUUUUAAUAUAUUUUUUCUUCUUCUUCAUCUUCUUCUUUUAGCUUCCUUAACAGAGACUCUUUGCUGUUAUUUUCUGAAAGUUUGGGCCCUGUAAGCUACUGUGUGAUAUAUAGUUUGUAUAUGAAUGUGUUUGUGGAUAAAUACAAAGCAAUAGAGAAGCCCUUUAUUUCGUAACAAAGGGGGUGUCUCCUUUCGUCUUCUUCCUGAAUUCUGUAUCUAUCAAUGGAGGCCAUCUAUGGCAGAACCAGUUGCAGGCUGUUCCUUUCCGGAUUCUGUGAUUAUGUUUUCUGUUGAUUGGGCUUUCUGGGUUUUGUUUUUUAUUCACUAAAACCCAUUGGGAAGUUCUGAAAAAGAGAAAAAAAUAAUAAUAAUAAAGCAGACGAGCAGUUAUCAAGUAUUCCAUGGUUGACGGAAUUGGGUUAUGUGAUUCGACAUCGUUUUAGUUUUGACAGAGAAGAAAUGGACUAUCAAAUCCAGUGACUGAAACCAGACUCGUACAUUCCAAAUAGCGCCAUGGGUUAUGGUAAUUCAAGAUCUGUAAGAUUUCAAGAUGAUCUCGAAAUGGCAAAGCUGCCUGCAAUCAACGGUGAUGGUCUGAUUAAGUUUAAAUACACCAUUGACGGAACUCAAAUACCCAGUUCGAGUACUAAUAAGAAAGCUGACAAGGAGAUACCUGCAAGGCCUGCAAAAUUCUUGAAAGCCAAAGUACUGUCCAGAGUGUUUUCUGAGGAUUUCGAGAGAGUGAAGAAGAAAAUUUUGGAUCCAAGAGGACCGACAAUUAGUCGAUGGAACAAGAUUUUCUUAGUAGUAUGCUUAGUUUCUUUGUUUCUGGAUCCUCUCUUCUUUUACUUGCCGGUUGUCCGGGCUGAAUCCUGCAUUGACAUUGGAAUAAAACAUGAAGUCAUCCUCACAAUAAUUAGAUCAAUUGCUGAUGUUUUUUACAUGAUUCAAAUGUUCAUUCGGUUUCGAACAGCUUAUAUUGCUCCUCCUUCUCGUGUGUUUGGGAGAGGAGAGCUCGUAAUAGACUCUUCGAAGAUUGCAUUCAGGUACCUUCGGAGGUGUUUCUGGAUUGACCUCGUUUCUGCCCUGCCUCUCCCUCAGGUUUUGAUUUGGAUUAUAAUCCCGAAUCUCAGAGGUUCAACGAUGACAAACACGAAGAACGUGCUUCGAUUCAUAAUAAUUUUCCAAUAUCUCCCCAGACUCUUCAUUAUUUUCCCACUUAUACAGCAGAUCAUUAAGACCACUGGCAUUGUUACAGAAACAGCCUGGGCUGGAGCUGCUUACAACCUCAUGCUCUAUAUGUUGGCAAGCCAUGUUUUAGGAGCUUGCUGGUAUUUGCUCUCAAUUGAGAGACAAGAAGCAUGUUGGAAAAGUGCUUGCAAUCUCGAGAAGCAAUCUUGUCAAUAUGGAUAUUUUGAUUGCCAUAAAGUUGCAGACCCUUGGAGGAUUUCGUGGUUCAAGACAAGCAAUAUCUCUAGUCUUUGUAAACCAGAUGGGAACUUCUAUCAAUUUGGCAUAUAUGGUGAUGCACUAACAUCUGGUGUCACAAGCUCUCCUUUCUUUAACAAGUACUUUUACUGCCUUUGGUGGGGCUUAAAGAAUCUCAGUUCUCUGGGACAAAAUUUUGACACUAGCACUUAUGUUGGAGAAAUCAUCUUCGCUAUCAUUGUUGCGACUCUUGGAUUAGUGCUCUUUGCAUUGCUUAUUGGAAAUAUGCAAACGUAUCUUCAAUCCACAACAGUGAGACUAGAAGAAUGGAGAAUCAAGAGAACUGAUACAGAACAAUGGAUGCGCCAUAGACAGCUUCCUUCGGAGCUAAGACAGUCUGUUCGAAGAUACGAUCAAUACAAAUGGGUCGCAACCCGAGGAGUCGAUGAAGAAGCUCUUCUCAAAGGUCUUCCAAUGGAUCUUCGAAGAGACAUCAAGCGCCAUCUCUGCCUUGAUCUCGUUCGAAGAGUUCCAUUGUUUGAUCAAAUGGAUGAAAGAAUGCUGGAUGCAAUCUGUGAAAGACUUAAACCAGCAUUAUGUACUGAAGGCACAUUCUUGGUUCGAGAAGGUGAUCCUGUAAACGAAAUGCUGUUCAUAAUCCGAGGCCAUCUUGAUUCCACGACGACGAACGGCGGCCGGACUGGAUUCUUCAACUCCUGCCGGAUUGGUCCAGGUGAUUUCUGUGGGGAAGAACUGCUGACAUGGGCGCUGGAUCCUCGUCCAAGUUUCAUCCUUCCUUCGUCAACUCGCACAGUGAAAGCCGUAUCAGAAGUUGAAGCUUUUGCUCUAAGAGCAGAAGACUUGAAAUUUGUAGCAUCCCAGUUCAGAAGAUUACACAGUAAACAGCUGAGGAACAAGUUUAGAUUCUAUUCUCAUCAAUGGCGGACAUGGGCUGCUUGUUUUAUUCAAGCAGCUUGGAGGAGGUACAAGAAGAGGAAGGAGUUGGCUGAGCUGAGAGCUAAAGAGAAGCCCAUGGAUGAUAAUUAUGAUGAUGGUGAUCAUGAUGAUCAUCAUCGUAAUGGCGACGAUGAUGAUCAUGAGAAAGAGUCAAAGUCAAACUUAGCUGUGUAUGCAGCGAGAGUUGCAGCCAGCAGAAGAAGAAGUAUUGAUUCUGGUGUUGCUGUUAGCUCAGUACAGAAGCCUGAAGAGCUUGAUUUUUCUGUAUAUGAGGAAUGACUUCCUAAAUUUAAUUACCCUAUAAAUAAUCCACGUCUUGUCUCAUAUUUUUUAUCUUAGUG
Carica papaya (papaya) is the source of this 2757-nucleotide messenger RNA. It is a transcript of the gene CNGC15, whose product is annotated as cyclic nucleotide-gated channel 15. Gene Ontology annotation, biological process: potassium ion transport; transmembrane transport. Gene Ontology annotation, molecular function: voltage-gated potassium channel activity. The record is from RefSeq and is a predicted model, not a curated record. Lineage: Eukaryota; Viridiplantae; Streptophyta; Magnoliopsida; Brassicales; Caricaceae. Gene Ontology annotation, cellular component: membrane.